CUUCCACACAGUAGAAAUUGGACUCAUCAUCGAUCCGUCUCCCUCCUCUCUCCUCUUCUCUUCCUCGAAGGUCACACCACGGCGUGGCUCCCCGCUCCUUUUACACUCUUCCUUCCUCUUUCGAGUGCUACGGCGGCCUUCGCCACCAUAACAAACCAAGCCCGUGUCGGUAAAGCGAACACUUGAAGCGUCCGUUAAUGGAGCCCCCCGCCCUCGUCUCCUCCUAUUCCCUCAAGCCCGGCCUCCGCGUCCCCUCCUCCGCUCCCCUCUCCCCUCGGCCUUCGCGUCCCUCGAGCCGCCCCCGCAGACUGCUAUUUUUCUCUCUUCCUGGCUCGUGGCCGGGGUCGGAAGGCCGGGGGAGUUCGUUCGUGACCCUCGUCCCCAAGGCCGCCGCCGAGGUGCCCGAUGGAAGGCCCAGCCGAAGUGACGCCGCAGGAAGAGGAGGUAGGAGAGUUUCAAGGCAGUCUCAGGCGCAGUCGACUGCCCCGUCCUUUCCCGUGAAGGAGGUUGCCUCCUUCGUGGUGCCGGCUGGGAUGUUCGUUGCUACCACGUUCGUAUUGUGGAAGGUAGUCGAAAACGUACUAAUGCCAAAACCAAAGGGUUCAACUUCCAGGGCCAAUAAAUCUUCGUUACCUGGAAUUAAGUGGUCUUUUUCUCCUGGUUCUAAUCUGCAAUCAGGUGCUAGUGUGAAGAUUGAAAGAGAGUCCAAGCAAAAACUCAACGAAUUUGCCAAAGAACUUCGGACAUUCAGCAGUGUUGACAUGUCAGGUCGUAAUUUUGGGGAUGAUGGUCUGUUCUUUCUUGCUGAAAGUCUAGGUUACAAUCAGGCAGCAGAGGAAGUGGACUUUUCUGGCAAUGGGAUUACAGCAGCUGGAUUAAAGGCCUUUGAUGGUGUUCUUCAAACAAAUACUGUGCUGAAAACUCUGAAUCUCUCUGGAAAUAAUAUUGGUGAUGAAGGAGCUAGGUGUCUUUCAGAUAUAUUGAUGGUGAAUGCUGGUAUUCAAAAGCUCCAGCUAAACAGUACAGGUCUUGGAGAUGAGGGAGCAAAGGCUAUUGCAGAGAUGCUGAAAACAAAUUCGACUUUACGUGUCCUUGAACUUAACAAUAAUAUGAUUGACUACUCUGGUUUUGCAAGUCUUGCUGGGGCUCUCCUUGAUAAUAAGGCAAUUCGGUCAAUACAUCUCAAUGGUAACUAUGGGGGUGCGCUUGGUGCAGCAAGUCUAGCUAAAGGAAUUGAAGGAAAUAAGUCCCUAAGGGAACUUCAUGUUCAUGGAAAUGAUAUUGGAAAUGAAGGCAUUCGAGCAUUGAUAUCAGGUUUAUCUGCCCAUAAAGGAAAAAUAACACUGCUAGAUAUUGGCAACAACGAUAUUGGUUCAAAGGGUGCCUUCCAUGUUGCUGAAUAUAUCAAGAAAACUAAAUCCUUGCUGUGGUUGAAUCUUUAUAUGAAUGACAUAGGUGAAGAGGGAGCGGAAAGGAUUGCGGAUGCUUUGAGAGAGAACCGCACAAUAACUACCAUAGAUUUGGGUGGUAAUAACAUCCAUGCGAGUGGCGUGAGUGCGAUUGCGAGAGUAUUGAAAGAUAAUUCUGUCAUCACAACACUGGAGUUAAGUUAUAAUCCUAUUGGCCCUGAUGGGGUAAAAGAUCUUUGUGAAGUUCUGAAGUUCGACGGCAAGAUAGAGACAUUGAAGCUUGGUUGGUGUCAGAUAGGACCAAAGGGUGCUGAGCAUGUUGCAGAUUGUUUGAAGUACAAUACCACAUUGACAACUUUGGAUUUAAGGGCAAAUGGACUUGGAGAUGAUGGUGCAGUCUGUCUGGCACGCAGUUUGAAAAUUGUUAACGAGGCUCUAACAUCACUUGAUUUAGGUUUCAACGAGAUAAGAGACAAGGGAGCAUUUGCUCUGGCACAGGCACUCAAAGCGAACGAAGAUGUAGCCGUAGCAUCGUUGAACCUCGCAAGCAAUUUUCUUACAAAAUAUGGACAGGUUGCUCUGACGGAAGCUCGAGACCAUGUAUUUGAGAUGAGUGAAAAGGAGAUAAAUAUCUUUUUUUAGAUGGUCUUUUUUGUUUUCCUCAUGACACAUUUUGCUCCCAAAUUUGUAAAUGGCCACAAGAGUCUGUUGAGCUGCACAAGUAAUACCGUCCAUAGUGAUAAGAUGGAGCAACUCAUGCGGCUCAGUGUUUCUUUGCAAAGACCAUUUAGGCAGCAAUUGGAAGAGUUUAAUUCAUGUAGGAAACAGUCAGUACAAAUUUUGAUCUGUCAAGUUAUUACUUAUGUUUUUCUUGGAUGACUUUGAUAUUGAAAUCA
Musa acuminata subsp. malaccensis (wild Malaysian banana) is the source of this 2305-nucleotide messenger RNA. RefSeq lists its product as uncharacterized. The record is from RefSeq and is a predicted model, not a curated record. Lineage: Eukaryota; Viridiplantae; Streptophyta; Magnoliopsida; Zingiberales; Musaceae. Gene Ontology annotation, molecular function: protein binding.